GUGUGUCUUGUCCAAAAUUAGUAAACGCUUUUACUUCUAAUAACCUCACAAUAAAAUAUCCCAAAUCUGAUAUUUUACUAUUUGGGAUAUCUAAAAUAAAAACGAAUUCAGCGGACAAAUCAAUUAUCAGACCACAAAAAAUUAGUAAAGCUCAAAUCUUUUCCGGUUUUUGUUAGGUGGGUACUUUUUUUUUGUUUUUGUUUUUGGAUUUCCUCGUUUCUUACAACUUCCUCUGCAACUGUUUAAGUGUAAUAGAGGAUAGAAUCUAAUAAAGGGACCCUGUUUUCUUUGAGAUUGAGCAAGUUUUUGGAGUACUCAAUGUGCUUGUAGAAAGGCUUUUUCAUGGAUGUGGCAGAAAGUUUGUACUUAUAGCUUCAGGGUAUGGACUACAAGUUACAAGUUGCAGGAAUUGAAUCCCAACUUGAAAUGGGAUCGCUGGCUGAGAACGGAUCUGUGAAUGAGUUUGAGGAUGAGAGUCUUUUUACGCCCGAGUCAACGUGGAAGAUGCAAGCUAAUCAUAUAUCUGAAUAUGGAUCUGUAUCUGGUGGUAGUAAGAACUGGAGGAGUAAUAUUUAUAGGAGCGUAAAAAUUGUUGUUUUUUCAAAUAAAUUAAACUUACUUAUGCCAUUUGGGCCACUUGCGAUCCUUGUACAUAUAUCAACUGGGCAUAAUGGAUGGGUCUUCUUUCUUAGUUUAUUAGGGAUAACGCCUUUGGCUGAGCGUUUAGGUUAUGCUACAGAGCAAUUGGCUUUUUUCACGGGACCUACAGUUGGUGGUCUUCUUAAUGCUACGUUUGGAAAUGCAACGGAACUAAUUAUUGCUAUUUAUGCACUGAGACAUCGGAUGAUACGCGUUGUUCAAUUGUCUUUACUUGGCUCCAUUUUGUCAAACAUGUUGCUGGUUCUUGGAUGUGCAUUCUUCUGUGGUGGGCUUGUGUUUUAUCGGAAAGAACAAGUCUUUAACAAGGCAACUGCUGUUGUGAGUUCGGGAUUGCUGUUGAUGGCUGUCAUGGGUUUACUCUUUCCAGCUGUAUUGCACUAUACGCACACAGAAGUGCAUUAUGGAAAGUCAGAGUUGGCUCUAUCAAGAUUUAGCAGUUGUGUCAUGCUUGUGGUGUAUGCUGCAUAUAUUUUUUUCCAGUUAAAGGGUCAUACAGAUCCAUAUGUUCCUCUAUCAGAGGAAGUGAGUCAAAAUGUGGAAGGCGGGGAUGAGGUCGAUGAAGAAACACCCGAGAUCUGUAAAUCUGAAUCGGUGAUUUGGCUUGCAAUAAUGACAGUUUGGAUCUCUAUUCUAUCAGAAUAUUUGGUUGAUGCCAUCGAGGGAGCAUCUAAGGCAUGGAACAUACCGAUUUCCUUUAUUGGUGUUAUCCUGCUUCCAAUUGUGGGGAAUGCUGCAGAGCAUGCAAGUGCUAUCAUGUUUGCCAUGAAAGACAAGCUUGAUAUAUCACUGGGAGUGGCCAUUGGUUCAUCGACGCAAAUAUCUAUGUUUGCUAUUCCUUUCUGUGUUGUUGUUGGGUGGAUUAUGGGGCAGCCUAUGGACUUGAACUUUCAACUAUUUGAAACUGCAACUCUUUUCAUAACAGUUAUAGUUGUAGCCUUCUUUAUACAGGAAGGAACCUCUAAUUACUUCAAAGGACUAAUGCUCAUUCUUUGUUAUGUGAUUGUUGCUGCAAGUUUCUUUGUGCAUGAAGAUCCUAUUUCACCAGAUGGUGACAAUCAAAAACCGUAAGUCAUCACUGCAGCCGCAUUAUAGCCAGAAGUCAGAUCCGUCAUCUUGGUGUGUAUAUAUCACCCACUUUGAAAAAUCUAAUGUUUCUGCUUGUGCAAGUGCUUGUUCAGAUAAUGUCGUCGAAUGAGUAUCACCAUGCCCAUAUUUUUUGUUCGCUUUCUUCUGGCGCCUGGUUUCAUGCUCAAUGAUCUAUGGGGGUGAGGGUCAGAAUUGUUAAUAUAGUAGAAACUUUGAAGUACAAUUUUUGUAGUGUAUUUUAAAGUAUUUCAAGCAUUUGUGAUUCUGUUAAUUGCAGUACAAGUGUCUGUGAUUGGUUUUGAUUAAUGGGAAUGCUGAACUUAUGAAUUA
Molecule: messenger RNA, 2076 nt
Organism: Mercurialis annua (annual mercury)
Lineage: Eukaryota; Viridiplantae; Streptophyta; Magnoliopsida; Malpighiales; Euphorbiaceae
Product: vacuolar cation/proton exchanger 5-like
Exons: 14
Coding region: 382-1728 (448 amino acids)
Biological process (GO): calcium ion transmembrane transport; intracellular calcium ion homeostasis
Cellular component (GO): plant-type vacuole membrane
Molecular function (GO): calcium:proton antiporter activity
Source: RefSeq, a predicted model, not a curated record